UUUUUUUCUUUUUUUCGGAGCUGGGAACCGAACCCAGGGCCUUCCGCUUGCUAGGCAAGUGCUCUACCACUGAGCUAAAUCCCUAACCCCCCUUCCCACCUUUUUAUCUACUAUCUUUUCUCUUUCUUGUUUAAAACACACACACACACACACACACACACACACACACACACACACACCCCAAAACAAACAAGCAAACAAACAAAAAACAGAAAAAAACCCACCAAAAUGAAAGAAAAAGGUACCGUUUCCCUCAGCUCCCUUGGCCAGCUACUCCUGAACAUAGGGUCUGAUCUGGUGUGGUUGAUGUACCCAGUAACACCCCAUUGAGAAGAACUGGUUUCCUUUUUGCCAGCAGUAACAAUUAUAAAUAGCUUGGUUAGAAGUGGGAUACCAUGCCAGGUUUUCUCUUCUCCAUGUUGGAACCCAUCUGGCUUGAAUCUCUGGGUGUCUGUUUAGGUCAUACAUCACAGUCUCUGUGAUCUCACAUUGUACAUCAGUCCUGUUGUGUCUGCAAGACAGUGUUCCUUUGGUGCCAUCCAUUCCCUCUGACUCUAAAAUCUUUCAGCUUCCUGUUCCCCAUAGAUCCCUGAGCCUUUGAGAGGAGGGGCUUGGUAAAGACAUUUCUUUUAGGACUGGGUGCUACACAGUCUCUCACUCUGCACACUGCCCAGUUGUGGGACUGCAUUUCCACCUACCGCCUGAAGAUGCUUCUCUGCUGUGCAUUGGAUGAGGCCUAAUCUCAGGAAACCUCGCCCUGUCUCCCAGCUGGUCGCACAGCAGGUCACUCAGCAGUUCGUGCCCCCUACCCAGUCGAAGAAAGAGAAGAAAGACAAAGUAGAGAAGGACAAAAGUGAGAAGGAAGCAGCUAGCAAAAAGAACUGUCACAAGAGAACCAGACCAAGAUUAAAAAAUGUGGAUCGGAGUAGCGCGCAGCACUUGGAAGUCACUGUUGGAGACCUGACAGUCAUUAUCACAGACUUUAAGGAGAAAGCGAAGUCAGCGCCUGCAUCCGGAGCCGCGGCCGCCGAUCAGCACAGCCAGAGCAGCUGCAGCUCGGACACCACCGAGCGGGGCCUGUCCAGGUCCUCCUCGCCCCGCGGAGAAGCCUCGUCCCUGAACGGAGAGUCGCACUAAACACUCGAGCUCCACUUAGUCAUGCCUGUCCUCCAUGGAAACACAGAUUAUGCCAACAACUACCACAUUUUCAUGACAGACACUCAUGCAUAACCUAUAAUUUGAGUUUUACAUGAAACAUGAAUUUGCCAGGAUUCAUUAGAUUUAUUGCAGUGUAAGCUACCGAACAUUUCCAGACGUAACAUUUCGGUCUCUGCUGUGAAAGGCCAUGAAAAUGUGGUUGAAUUAUUCAUUAUGCAGUGUUAUUGGUAAGUCUAUUUUCACUUAUAGUUUAGUGAAUUCUAACACAUAAUUAUUGAAUUCUCUACUAUUGGCAUGUAAUGAGUUUAAAUUUUUUAUUACAUAGUGCAAGCUGCCUAAAUAUGUAUUAUUUGAGAAUUGUGAAACAAAUAGUUAUAUGUAUGCAAGUCAGAGGUCGGCUGAAUUACUCUUGCUGCGACAGGACUUUCUUAAUGCCUAUUCUCCUAAUGCACCUGCUGGUACUUGGUGUGAUUAAAUAGGAAAGUUGUUAUUAAAUAAAGAAUUUGUAUGAACCUUUGCCAAUGUUUUUGACAUGUUUUUACUAAAUUAUUGUUUCUGAGUUAUGUUUUAUCCAUUUUUGCAGUUUAUGUUUGUUAGUUUGCUUGUUUUUCAAAGCCUCGGUUUGUUGUACUGUUUACUAGCUGAAUAGUAAACAAUAAAACACGGACUGUGUAGCUUUCUGAUUGAACACUGGUAUUUCCUGUAUUCUCUAAGACGUUAAAGUUGAAGGAGUAUACGUAUCUGGCAGGAACAGGAAAGAACUGCCAUCCUUGCAAAAGCUUUAACUUAAUGAUAGUUUAUCACUGUUUCCUUGUUCCAAACCUGUCCCGGGUCAUAGACAUGUGAAUCUAAUUAAUAUAACGUGUAACUAUUGCACAGUACUGGGGUGCACUCCUAAGGUGAUUUAAUUGGCCUUUUCCUAAAUAUAACAAUUGGUCUGGAAACCAUAGUACUCUGGGUUCCAGAUACAGCCUCCAGUUUAUGCACUUAUCAAUAUCCUGAAAUAGAAAGUAUUUACAGCCCCACUCACUUAUGUAUAAUUACCAAUAAAAUAUUUUUUAUGACUUAA
This is a messenger RNA of Rattus norvegicus (Norway rat), 2227 nucleotides long. The record is from RefSeq and is a predicted model, not a curated record. NCBI's taxonomy places the organism in Eukaryota, Metazoa, Chordata, Mammalia, Rodentia, Muridae.